This is a messenger RNA of Syngnathus typhle (broad-nosed pipefish), 2031 nucleotides long. RefSeq names its product small nuclear ribonucleoprotein 70 (U1) (gene snrnp70). Gene Ontology annotation, molecular function: U1 snRNA binding; mRNA binding. The transcript has 10 exons. Gene Ontology annotation, cellular component: U2-type prespliceosome; U1 snRNP; precatalytic spliceosome. Gene Ontology annotation, biological process: mRNA splicing, via spliceosome. NCBI's taxonomy places the organism in Eukaryota, Metazoa, Chordata, Actinopteri, Syngnathiformes, Syngnathidae. The coding region runs from base 223 to 1638 and encodes 471 amino acids. The record is from RefSeq and is a predicted model, not a curated record.
AUACGGCAUUCCGCCAUUUUAAUUUAGAAGAAGUUCUACAGACACAAGAUACGCACUGGUUGUACUACUUGUCGCACUGCGUUUAGGUUAUCUUGGCAACAUUUUAUCUAACAUACGAAACCCAAAUCACCUAAACCCAUUAGCCCUUUGUGGGUCUUCCAUGUCAGUUUAAGUUUGAUGGUGUAAUUCGUCUUUCGACGUUGGAUGAGUGAGAGGUGAAAAAUGACGCAGUUUCUACCCCCGAACCUUCUGGCGCUCUUCGCCCCGCGGGACCCAAUCCCGUUUCUGCCUCAACUGGAGAAGUUGCCACACGAGAAACACCACAACCAACCUUACUGUGGCAUCGCCCCGUUCAUCAGGCACUUUGAGGACCCGAGAGAUGCCCCUCCACCAACAAGGGCUGAGACUCGUGAAGAGAGGUUGGAGAGAAAGAGGCGAGAGAAAAUUGAAAGAAGACAAACAGUGGUGGAGACGGAACUGAAACUUUGGGACCCGCAUAAUGACCCAAAUGCGCAAGGGGAUGCCUUCAAGACGUUGUUUGUGGCAAGAGUGAACUACGAUACUACAGAGUCCAAGCUUCGCCGUGAGUUCGAAGUCUAUGGUCCCAUUAAGCGUAUCUACAUCGUCUACAACAAGAAGACAGGGAAGCCUCGCGGAUAUGCCUUCAUUGAGUACGAGCAUGAGCGUGACAUGCACUCUGCCUACAAGCAUGCCGACGGCAAGAAGAUCGACGGCAGGAGAGUGCUGGUGGAUGUCGAGCGAGGGCGCACGGUCAAAGGAUGGCAUCCUCGUCGGCUAGGUGGAGGAUUAGGAGGGACCAGAAGAGGUGGUGCAGAUGUCAACAUCAAGCACUCUGGCAGAGACGAUGCGUCCCGCUACGAUGAUCGACCCCUGGGAGCCGAGCGCGGAGAUCGCCCAGAUCGUAGGGAGCGUAGCCGCGACAAGGAAAGAGAGCGUCGAAGGUCCCGAUCCCGCGAACGCCGCCGCCCCCGUUCCCGCGAGCGCGAAAGGGAGCGAGAGAGGCCGCUGGCGCCACCGCCGCCGCCGGCGGAGGAAGCCCCCGGUAGCGCUCGGCGUCGAGACAGAGAGCGCGAGCGAAUGCCGCCGGCCGGAGGAGACAGCAGGAGUAGAGAAAGGAGUAGGGAUCGGGACAGGAAGAGGAGGAGUAGAAGUCGCGAUCGUAAGCGCGAGCGCGAGAGGGUCAAAGGGCCUGAAGGGGAGGAGGCUAGUCAGGGAGAUGGCGGCCCAGAGGGUGGCGAGCGUGCACCGGAAGAAGCAGGAGAAGCAGCUGAGGGUACAGAGGAGCGCAGGGACAGGGACCGAGACCGAGAAAAGGAUAGGGACCGCAGACGCAGCCAUAGGGACAGAGACAGGCGUAGGGGAGACCGGGACCGGGAUCGGGAUCACAAGAGAGAGCGGGGAGACCGAGACAGGGCUGAGCGCAGAGAAGAGCGCCACGGCUCCUUACGAGAAGACAUGGGCCCUCAAGACGAAAUGGCCGCUGAGGAGGGGGAAGAAGUGCCCAACUCGGAGGAGUACAGUCAAGAUGGAAUGAUGGACCAGCAGUCUGUGCCCGAUGAAUAUGCCCCUGGUGAGAAUGGCUACAAGAUGGAGGCAACAACUGGAGAUGAGUACUAACUUAGAUCCAUUCGUUUCAGUCGCUCCUAAAAAUGUUUUUGUAAUUUACUGUAUCACCAAUCCCUAAAUUAAUUGUAUGGAAAAGAUACCACAUAUAGAUGAUAUCUGGCCUUCCUCUCUGUUUACGCUCAAUACUGUUUGUUCCAGUGUGACUCUGCCCAAUUUAUUUGUGCUCAUCAGUCUGGAUUUCAGCAAUUCAACAUCUUUUUGCUUCGAGCGUUAAGGAAGGUGCCCGGCAGCCCAAAACACGAGCUGUCACAUUUUAUUUCCAGCUUUCGUAAGCAUUAUCUCCAAUUGGCUACAGAUACUUUUGUUUAGUGUGACAUUUGGAAGUAAUUGUGUGACGAUUCACAAUUGUGUUGUUAAAAGUUCAAUUAAAUUUUUUUAAUUAAA